Messenger RNA from Cheilinus undulatus (humphead wrasse), 5680 nucleotides. Its product is annotated as immunoglobulin-like and fibronectin type III domain-containing protein 1. Lineage: Eukaryota; Metazoa; Chordata; Actinopteri; Labriformes; Labridae. The transcript is spliced from 25 exons. The record is from RefSeq and is a predicted model, not a curated record. Gene Ontology annotation, molecular function: protein binding. The coding region runs from base 208 to 4959 and encodes 1583 amino acids.
AACAGCUUUUGGCAGUCACUGGGUCCAGUCAGUUGAGGAGCAUCAAGCACAGACUUACUUGCACGCUGCUGGAAGGAUCUAUUACAUUGAAAAAAUUAGGAGAAGGCACAGUGUGACCAGACUGCUGCCUGAAAGGGAACAGAGCUGACAGCACUGAGGACUGUGAGCAGAGACUUCUGAAUCAGCAGAGCUCAAGAUACAGCCAAGAUGUGGAAGAAGUCAAAAGUGACCGAUCAAACUGCCGCUGGGCAGGCGGGUAUCAGGAAGAAGUCGAAGGUACCCGGUGUGAUGAUUACACAAUUUAUUGAGGAGCUUCCAGAGGGAAUGACAACCCCAGAUUUCACACGCAAACCUAUUGCUCUGACUAUUCAAGAGGGUAAAUAUGCAGUCUUUAAAGCCAUUGUUGUGGGCACCCCAACACCUACUGUAACAUGGAGCAGAGCAAAUGGAGAAAUACAUUAUCAUCCAGACGUAUGCCAGCAGAAGUAUGAUGAGGCAUCUCAUGAACAUACCAUUGAGUUUCCUAAGGUUGCUCCAGACGAUGCUGACACCUACAAGUGCUUUGCGACUAAUGAAUAUGGAAGAGCCGUCUGCACUGUUGUCCUGAAUGUAAUUGAAGUUGGAUUUUCAAAGAGCAAGGAACUUCAAAAGACCCAAGGGGAAGAUGUAGCAGAUUUAAGAAAAAAGCUGAAGAAACGUAAUCCUGAUGGAACACGAGAGGAAAAGCCAAUGGAGCUGGAGGAGAAGGUCUGGGAAAUCCUCCUUAGCGCUGAUAAGAAAGACUAUGAGCACAUUUGUAUUGAAUAUGGUAUCACAGACUUCCGUGGUAUGCUAAAGAAACUGAAUGAAAUGAAGAGGGAGAGAGAGGAAGAAAUCGCGGAGUUUGUCACACAUAUCAGUACACUGAAGCAUAUUGAGGUGAAUGACGAUGACUGUGCAACAAUUGAAAUAGACAUGGACCUCAAGGAUCCUUCCAGCAAAAUCUACUUGUACAAGGAUGGUGUCAUGGUUCCAUUCAGCAAAGAAGAUGCAGACAACGAGAAGCACUCUUUGAAACAAGUUGGCAAGAAAUAUGUCUUUCAGAUUAAAAAGCUGGGUGCAAAUGAUGCUGGACUGUACUCAGUGGAUGUUGGGGGUGUCAAUGUGUUCUCAACAGAUUUUAAAGUACCUGAAGUUGAUUUUGCAGUAAAAAUACAAGAGGUGAAAGCAGAAGAACGAGAGGAUGCCCUCUUCCAAUGUGUCCUUACUGCACCAAUAAACGAGAUCAAAUGGUUUGGCAAAAGUGCCCCGCUGUCAAAUUCUGAGAAACAUGAAAUCAUUGUGUCUGAAGAUAAGCUGAUCCACAAGUUGAUUGUGCGAGACUGUAUGCCUUUAGAUGGCGGUAUCUACGCUGCUGUGGCAGGAAUCAAAUCCUGUAAUGCCUGGCUUAUCGUUGAAGCUGACAAAGAUCCUGCUAACAAGGGCAAGAAAGCAGCUCGCAAAACUACCAUGGCUGGGGCUGGGGCCAUGGGGGAAGAAGAGCUCGCAAGAAUAGCUAAAGAACAGCAGGAAAGAUAUGAGAAAGAAAUGGAAGUUAAAAUGGAAAAGGCCAAGAAGGCGCAAGCUGAGAGAGAAGCUGCAGAGGCAGCUGCAAAAGCAGAAGCAGAAGCUGCUAAAAAGGCAGAGGAAGAAGCCAAAGCUGAAGCUAAGGCUGCUGCUAAGGCUGCAGCAAAGGCAAAGAGAGCAGCAGCUGCCAAAGAUGCAGCUGCUAGAAAAAAGAAGGCUGCAGCUGGUGCAGGCUCAGCAGCAGGUGGUGCAGGUGGUGCAGGUGGUGCAGGAGGUGCAGGAGGUGCAGGAGGCGCUGAAGGUGCCGGUGUGGCUGGUGGAGCUGGUGGGGCCGGUGGGGUCGGAGGGGCUGGAGGGGCUGGAGGGGCCGCUGGGGCCGGCAGGGCCGGUGUGGCCGGUGUGGCCGGUGGAGCUGGUGUGGCUGGUGUGGCCGGUGGAGCUGGUGUGGCUGGUGUGGCCGGUGGAGCUGGUGCGGCUGGCAGGGCUGGUGCGGCUGGUGGGGUUGGUGGAGCUGGAGGAGCUGGAGGAGCUGGAGGAGUUGGAGGGGCCGGUGGUGCAGGGGGUGCAGGAGUUGCAGGGGGGGAUGGAACUGGCCAAGGCAUCGGUGCAGGUGGUGAAGGUGGGGUAGGAGGUGGAGCUGGGGGCAUAGCUGGGGCUGGGGAAGGAGAUGAUUUUGAGGAAGAUGAUUACGAUUCAUUUGAAGAUUCUGAUAUAGACUUUGAGGGAGAAGAUGGAGAAGGAGGAGAAGGAGGGGAAGGAGGAAAAGGUAGAAAAGGAAGAAAAGGAGGAGCAGGAGGAGAGGGUGGAGAGGGUGGAGAGGGUGAAGAAGGCGAAGAAGGAGGAGAAGGAGGAGAAGGACGUGGAAAAGGAGGAAAACGCAGAAGACGUGGGAAGGAUGGUCCACUCGUUCCUGACACAGUAAUAGGAGAUGAUAAUGAUGAGGGAACCACAAAGCAACAAGGUGAAAAAUCUGGGAAAAAGGGAAAACGUGCCAAAAAGAAAAUUGUGGAGGUUGAAGAACCUGUUGUUGACCCAGGAGUUCACUUUCAUGCUGGACUUUCUGACUGCAAAGCCAUCAUUGGAGAAGCGGCAGAGAUGGAGUGUAAAGUGAGCCGUGAAGACUGUGUGGGAAUCUGGUACAAAGAUGGAGAAGAGAUAAAAUCAUCAGAGGGUAUUACCAUUACCAAAGACGGAACUUUCCACAAGCUGAAAAUUCACAAAGUCACAGAGGAAUUUGCCGGAAAAUAUAAGUUUGAAGCAGAUGGAAGGAAGACAGAAGCCUUGAUUGUUGUUGAAGAUCCACCACGAUUUGAUGCUGAAGAACUGGAAGCAUUUAAAACUCCUGUGACAGUGAAAAAAGGACACAAAGCUACAUUCAAGUUAUCUUACAUUGGACGUGAACCUAUAAAAGUACAGUGGUACAAGGAGGGUGAAGAGCUUACGGACGAGUCAAAUAUCAAACUUGAGCACUCAGAUGGUUGCACCCGUCUCCUUCUGAACAAGCUUCAGCGCAAGGACAGCGGUGAAAUCAAGAUCAAACUGAAAAAUGAGUUUGGCACUCUUGAGGCCAUCAGCCAGCUUAAUGUACUUGAUAAACCAACUCCUCCGAUGGGACCUUUGGAAAUUGUUGAAGCCUCCUCCUCUAACAUUGAAUUCAAGUGGAGGCCUCCAAAAGACAGUGGUGGCUGCAAGAUAGACAACUAUAUUCUUGAACGCCAACAGGUUGGCCGCAACACCUGGAAAAAGGUGGGGCCAAUUGGUCCAGAGUCUACCUACAAGGACACUAAUGUAGACCAUGGCAGGAGGUACUGCUAUCGAAUCAGAGUGGAGACUGAAAUAGGCACCAGUGAGCUUAUGGAAACGGAGGACAUCCAAGCUGGUACAAAAGCAUACCCUGGACCCCCAUCAGCUCCAAAGGUCGUCACUGCCUUCAAAGACUGCAUCAACCUCUCUUGGUCUCCUCCAGCAGACACUGGAGGAACCAAUAUCCUGGGAUACAACCUUGAGAAACGCAAGAAAGGCAGCAAUUUGUGGGGCCAAGUCAAUCCACCAGAAGAGAUGAUCAGAGGAAAAGGGUUUGGAGUUAAAGAUGUGGUUGAAGGCAUGGAGUAUGAAUUUCGUGUGGCAGCAAUCAAUAACUCUGGAGCGGGUGAAUACAGUACACCUUCUGAAUUUGUGUUCGCAAGAGACCCAAAAAAACCUCCUGGUAAAGUCAUAGACUUCAAAGUGACAGAUUCCACCUACACAACUCUGUCCCUGUCUUGGACCAAACCCAAGGACAUUGAGGGGGUUGAGGAUGAAGCCAAGGGAUAUUUUGUAGAGAUCAGACCUGCAGAAAACACUGAAUGGGAUCGCUGUAAUGCCAAUGCAAUAACCAUGAAUUUCUACACUGUAAAAGGCUUGAAAUCGAUGGCCAUGUACUGGGUGAGAGUUAUUGCUACUAAUGAUGGAGGAGAGGGAGAGUCGCAGGAACUGGAUAACUUCAUCCUUGCUAUGCCCCCUCCUGUGAGACCCAGAUUCACAGAUGCCAAAAUGAAGAGUUUCAUGGUGGUGAGGGCAGGAAAUUCUGCACGAUUCAAUAUUAACUUUGAGGCCUCUCCAUGGCCUGAGGUCACCUGGUUGAAAGAUGGAGUGCCUGUGUCCAAAAAGGUGACCAUCAGCAAUGCUGAGGGCACAUCCUCACUCCUAAUUGCUUCAGCUGAACGCUCAGACACUGGAGUCUACUCUAUUGUUGUGAAGAACAUUGUUGGUCAAGAAACAUUCAGCAUUGAAAUUAGAGUCACUGAUGAGCCAAAGCCACCGGGCCCUGUGGAGAUUGAUGAAAACGUGCCUGGCACAGUAACCGUUUCAUGGACCGCAUCUGCAGAUGAGAAACGUGAUGACAGGCUGCACUACAUGGUGAUGAAACGUGAUUCAUGUAAAAGAACCUGGCACACUGUUGCAGAUCAUAUCUUCAACAAUAAAUUCACAGCCUGCAACAUAAUGCCAGGCAGAGAAUAUCAGUUCAGAGUCUAUGCAAAAAAUGAUAUGGGCUCAUCCAAACCAUCUGAGUCACCAAAGUGGCUCAUACCUGCUAAAAAAGAAAAGUUCACAGUGAACAUACCAGAAUCAAAGGUCUGUAAUCUAACAUGUCCCCCAAAGUUUCUUGUUCCACUAAAAUUGCACGCUGCACCUCAAGGCUAUGAAUGCUACAUGAGCUGUGCCAUAAAGGGGGAUCCCACACCUCAUGUGACAUGGCUUCGUGACAACAUCAGUCUGAACACCAACACUAACUACUUCAUCUCCAACACCUGUGGAGUCUGUUCUCUGCUCAUAUUGAGGGUUGGACCUAAAGACACCGGAGAGUACAAAAUUGUUGCAGAAAACUCCUUGGGGAGAGCCGAGUGCUCCACCAAACUGACCGUCAGAGAAUAAAAGGACACCCUGACCAUGGCAGAAUCAAUUUAACGCCCAACAAACCAAGUUGUUUCUCACUCACACGUUGCAUCAUUAGAGUUUAGAAUAUCCUCACAAAUGUCGAUGUUGUACUCUCUGUUGUUGUCAUUAAUACCCUUCAUUUAAGUUUGUGUACUUUUGAUGAACAAUUUCCUACCAAGGUCUAUAUUUAGGAUGGGGUAAGCCUAACUAAUAGAGAUGGACAUUAAUGACACACAGUCACAUGUAUCUUGUUUGUCUUCAUGUCAGUUGUGCAGUCUCAAUAAAAUAAAAAAGUUUGAAUAACUAAGUUUAUUUAUGGCAUAUCUAAAAUGUAAUAUGCAUGUUAAGCAUCAAAAAGCAUGGAUGGACAUACAGUUUGGUAGCCACUGUAUUUCAAGUUGAGCUUACAGUAUUGUGUUUUGUUUUGUUUUUCUUUUCUUUUCUUUUUUAAAAUCUGGUAGUCUUUGGCAUCUGGAACUUUAUACUGCUAGUUACUCUUGCCAGAUUUUUGAAUGCAAGGUAUCAUCCUUGCUUUGGUGAGUCUUUACAGCUUUACUUUUUUUUCGUACAGUUGUGCAUUAGCUAUCCUGCCUACAACGGAAACUUAGAUACCUGCCUUCCCAACGAGAAAAUGUUGGCACUGCCUGAUUGGUUUAGCUUUUCCAAUGCAGAUGCAUGUAUAAUUUAUGUAAAUAAACAUUUCAUUCUUGUAAUGUGA